AUGGCGAGGUUGGUUCCCUCCGAGAAGAAGGUCAACGUAGCAGGAUCUCCCCAUCACCAUCUCCGGCAACGGCAGCAGCAGAUCGAGGAGCACAUCGCAAGGCUGAUUCAGUCAUGCCCAAACAUGAGCAGUCUGCGCCAAGUCCACGCCCACCUCCUCAAGCUCCCCUCCAUCUCAUCCUCCGUCUACUUCCUCUCCAAGAUCAUCGGAUACUGCGCAUCUUCCCCUUCAGGAGACAUGGCCUAUGCCCGGAGGAUCUUCAGCCAGAUUCCUCAUCCUAACGUCUUCUCCUGGAACUCCAUGAUCAGGGGCUGCUCCAAGCUUCAGAACCUGUCCAGAGAGUCCAUCUCUCUCUACAAGCGGAUGCUCCAGAGCGGCUCCGCCAGCCCCAACAGCUUCACCAUUGCCUUCGCUCUCAAGGCCUGCUCGUUAGUCUCCGGCCUGUGGGAAGGCUCCCAAAUCCACGCCCAUGUCUACAGGUUUGGGCUCGAUUCGAGCCCCUUCGUUCAAACUGGGUUACUGAAUCUGUACGCCAAAUGCGAGCGCAUUGAUUCUGCGCGGUCGAUCUUCGACGAGAGCCCUGGAAAGAACUUGGUCUCCUGGAGCGCCAUGAUCGGUGGGUACGCGAGGGUCGGGAUGGUCAACGAGGCCCUCGACCUGUUCAGGGAGAUGCAGGAGAACGGGAUCGACCCGGAUGAGGUGACCAUGGUGAGCGUCAUCUCUGCCUGCGCAAGAGCAGGAGCUCUGAGCUUGGGGAGAUGGCUCCAUGCGCUCAUCGACAGGAACGGGAUCGAGCAGGACAUGGAACUCACCACCGCCCUCAUCGACAUGUACGCCAAGUGCGGCUCCAUCGGCAUAGCAAGGAAGCUGUUCGACGAAAUGCCACAGAGAGACACCAAGGCCUGGAGCUCCAUGAUCGUCGGGCUCGCCAUCCAUGGCCUCGUAGAGGACGCUCUGCAGCUCUUCUCCCAGAUGAGAGAAUCCAAGGUUAUUAUAUAUAGCAAAAUCUCUGUUACAAAAGCUCCCUCUUUUGCCUUGCAUUGAAUGAACAAAAUCUCUCUUCUCUCAAGGUGAAGCCUAACGAGGUGACCUUCGUCGGAUUACUGUCGGCGUGCGCCCACCGAGGGUUGGUGUCGGAAGGGCGGCGGUUCUGGUCAACAAUGCGAGAACUAGGGAUCGAGCCGUACAUGGAGCACUACGGCUGCAUGGUUGACCUCCUCUGCCGAGCCGGGCUGAUCGAGGAGGCUCACUCCUUCGUCAACGCCAUGCCCGUCCCUCCAAAUCCGGUGAUCUGGAGGACCCUCCUCGUCGGCUGCAAGAACAGGCGCAUGCUGGCAAAGGGCGAGGCCAUCGCCAGGCAGCUGCUGGAGCUGGAGCCGAGAAAUGCGGAGAACUACGUGGUCCUCUCCAAUCUGUACGCCAUGAGCUCGCAGUGGGAGAAGGUGGCCGGAUUGAGGAAGACGAUGAGGGACGGCGGCGUAAGGGCGGCGGCGGGGCUGAGCUGCGUGGAGAUCGCCGGCCGCCUCCACCAGUUCGCCGCCGGGGGAGGUGGCGGAGAAGCGCACCCGGAGAUGGAGGGGAUCAGGGCGGUGCUGAAGGAGGUGGCGGAGAGGGUGAGGUUGGCGGGGCACCGCCCGGCGACGGCGGCGGUGCUGCACGAUGUGGGGGAGGAGGAGAAGGAGAUGGCGCUGUGCGAGCACAGCGAGAGGCUGGCCAUCGCCUACGGGAUGAUGAAGACGGCGCCACCGGUGGCGAUACGGGUGGUGAAGAACCUGAGGGUCUGCGUUGACUGCCACGAGGUGACGAAGAUCAUCAGCAGGGAGUUUGACCGAGAGAUCGUCGUGAGAGACCGCGUGCGGUUCCAUCGUUUCGUCGGCGGGGUGUGCUCUUGCGGCGACUUCUGGUAA
This is a messenger RNA of Spirodela intermedia, 1907 nucleotides long. NCBI's taxonomy places the organism in Eukaryota, Viridiplantae, Streptophyta, Magnoliopsida, Alismatales, Araceae. The record is from the annotation of a GenBank genome assembly.